UGGUUUUGUAUACUUCGUUGAUCAUUCAGAUGUUCGCUUUGCUCCUUAGACCUAGACUGGUAAGCGAGAAUGAAGUAUGGGGAUCGACAGACUAGGCAAUCCAGUUACUAUCUCGCAUCCUUGGUGUUAGCCUGUGCAGCAUGGUUCAUAGCCCUCGUCCCACAGGCGCUCCUAACAUCAUCUGUUGGACACGAAGCAGUCGGUGUAUUAUGGUUUGCUACGAUUAUCCAGUUUUUUGUCACUGUUGGCGUCGCGCGCACGUUCUACACCGGAGGAAUGUGCCCUCAUCGACACCAAAUAGCCAUCUUCGCGUCCAUAGCCGUGGUUUUCGGAGUCAUUGGGGUGGAUAGGACAGUAUACUCGAAUGAUCAACGCCAACGAGCCAUGGCAGCAGGUUGGAUCAUCCUGUCUAUCAUAGACAUUCUUUGGGUCCUCCAUUUUUCUAGAGAUACUGGGACAUCCGGGGACCUAUCUCGAGCCCUUCCAGAAGCGGAGCCGUUGUCUAUGAGACCCUCUUCCAGCUCAAGUCAACAGUAUACUACAUCCAAUCAGUCAAACCCACCUGGCGACGCCAUGGUCGGAAAGCACACGAAUCCGCUUUCUCCAUUACCGACCGAGGAGCACCAGACUUCUAGUCGAACACCGGACGCGGCUUCUAACGUUAACAACUCUGCUGGCAAUAGUCGAGACCCAAGCGAUGUCGCUACACCUUUCCAACCUACGCGCCCACAUGCACCAACAAAUGCCAGCGAUCUCACAUCAUUGUUGACUGUCACGGAGAGCUUUACUAGCGGUACCACCACAUCUCCAAGCAUUGUCCCGGAGUAUUCAGUCCGCGCCCAAGCGCUUUGGACGUAUCAAGCAUCACCGGCUGAUGCUGAAGAACUUAGCUUCACCGCUAACGAGAUUCUUUACGUUUCAAGGACACCUAAAGGAAAGUGGUGGGAAGCAAGAAAGAUGGACGGAUCCAGGGGCAUCGUGCCUUCCAAUUAUCUACACCUCUUGCCAUCAUGAAUUUACACAAUUGUGUAGGAUGUGUAGGAUAUCUAUUUAAGAGCGGGGGUGUCGAAAGACCCGCUGUAAGUGCACGAGGCACUGCGCUCGACCUAUAGUGUUGUAUUGAUAGCGUCUACAAGUUUCUCGUGACAUGAACGAAUCCUUGUUUGGUUUAUGCCUUUAAUAACCCGGGUUUUCAUCAGCCU
Desarmillaria tabescens is the source of this 1202-nucleotide messenger RNA. RefSeq lists its product as uncharacterized. The record is from RefSeq and is a predicted model, not a curated record. Gene Ontology annotation, biological process: regulation of actin filament polymerization. The coding region runs from base 70 to 1014 and encodes 314 amino acids. Gene Ontology annotation, molecular function: protein binding. The transcript is spliced from 7 exons. Lineage: Eukaryota; Fungi; Basidiomycota; Agaricomycetes; Agaricales; Physalacriaceae.